This is a messenger RNA of Cavenderia fasciculata, 2076 nucleotides long. RefSeq lists its product as uncharacterized. The transcript has 3 exons. The coding region runs from base 1 to 2076 and encodes 691 amino acids. Lineage: Eukaryota; Evosea; Eumycetozoa; Acytosteliales; Cavenderiaceae. The record is from RefSeq and is a predicted model, not a curated record.
AUGAAUAAUAAUAUAUCUCUAUCUUCAUCUUCAUCUUCAUCUUUAUCAUUUUCUACUUUAUUUAAUCAAAUAAUUAAAAACAAAUAUUUAUUUAAAUUGAUAUUAAGAAAUGUAAAGAGGAAUAGAUUAGAUAGUAGUAGUAGUAGUAAUAGUCUAUAUAGAUUGAAUGGUGAAAGAAUAAGAUAUGAUGAAUGGUUUGAUGUGGCAGCAAUGUGUAGGAAUGGGUAUUUGGCACUACUAAAAGACAAGAUUGUUACAAAUCAAUGGUUGUAUUAUGACGUUGACGAGGUAAAGGGUGACUGUAUACAUGUGGUGUGUCGGUACGUGUCUGAUCCAUCGACCUUUUAUCGUAUAUAUGGAUUGUAUCGUGACAAAGACAAUUAUCAAGGGACACUCGAGAUUGUCAGGUUUCUUCAUCAACGACGACACUCUUUUACGUUGGAUUUCCCAACAUCACACGUUCAACAUUUAUUGGCUGCCAUUUCAAGUGGCAACGUACCAUUGAUACAAUAUCUAUUUCAAUGGAAUCGAGUUGAAAAACAAGUAGAACAGUACGAGUUGGUUGACCUAUUUGACUUUGUAUUUUCUGCCCUCAAUGCACCAACACUUGACACUCUUGUCAUGAUUCAUUCAACUAGAAUUUCUCCUCCAAAUUCAUUUCCUCAUAACAACAAUGACACUUCUUCUUCAUCUUCUUCAUCUUCUUCAUCCUCUUCAAACCAAGAUCGUUUAAAUAUAAACUAUAAUAAUAUAGAAUUAAAAGAAAUAUUUAAUAUAAUAAUGUCAGAAUCAAUGAUAAAUGAUACAAAAGGUCAAUUAAAUGUACUUUUAAUAUUGUUUAGAUUAAAAACAAUUGAUAUUCAAAUUAAAAGUGGAUUUUUGGAUAUCAAAAUACAAUUACCAUCAUCAUUGUCAAUGUAUAGUACAGACGAUUCAAAUUCCUUGUCAUUUAUUAUUUAUGAUAAAGUAAAAAAUGAUAAAAUAUUAUUAAAUAGAUUAAUUCUAUUUAGAAUCAUUUAUAAAUUAUAUAAUGCAAAUAUGGUAGAAUUGGAGAUAUUAAAGAAUUGGGUCAUUGUAUUAUUAAAAUAUCAUGGAGACAAUCCAUAUAUUGUACCAAUCAUUAUAGACUAUUAUACAAAUGAUUUGGAAUGUACAAAGUUGAUGAUAAGAUAUGGUAGUUUUGAAAUGGUUCAAUUUCAUGACAAAUAUAUGGAUUCUCAAAAUACAUUUAGAUUACCAAGAACUGGUGCAUUAAUUGAAGAACUUUCUUUGGAAUUAUUUAAAAGAGAUAAUCCUUUUAUUUCAGAGUAUAUAAACCAAACUAGAUUAGGAUUAUCAGAGGGAAUUAAAAAUAAUAUUUCUGGUGGAGUUAAAUUAUUACCAUCAAAAUUACAACAAAUAUUGGUAGCAAUUGAUGGAAAUGAAAAACUCAAGAGUAUCUAUUGGUCUACAAAUAAUAAGUCUCAUAGGAUUAUAGAAAUGUUUCAUCUUUUCAAAAAUCAUCAAUUAAUUGGUCAUAGAAAUGAAAGUAUUGGAUUUCAUCCAAGUGAAUCAUUAAUGAAUGAUUUGGUGGAAUUUUAUCAAUCUCUAGAUGACAGUAGUAAAGAGCAAGAAAGAAAUCAUUUAUUCUUUUGGUUUCUCCAACGUAUACCUCAAUGGAGCUUAGACUUUGCUAUAGAGUUUUUUAAACGUAUUGGUGUCAUUGAUAGUAUACUAUCGAUUUUUGAACUUUUAAAACCAAAUCAAGAUGAAUAUGACAUUUACAGUAAACAAUACGCCAUUAAAUAUGGUCGUUCAACAGAAGAAGUUUUAUCAUCAAACCCGCAUAUUUCUCUAGUCCUACACUCUAUCAGUAGUCUCAACAAUGUACUUCCACAUAUCAAAACCAUGGAACAUUUUAAAUUCUGUCGUCUAACUCUUGUCAAGAGUUGGAGUCAUCAUUAUGCCUAUGUAGUACACCUAAUUAAAAUGUAUCUAAAACGUUACAACAAUUAUAAUCAAAAUGCCAAUAGUAUAAUAUUAUCAAAUUAUUUAUUUGAUAAUUAUUUUGAAAUAAAAGAUAAAAAAGAAAUCUAA